Molecule: messenger RNA, 1660 nt
Organism: Hypoxylon fragiforme
Lineage: Eukaryota; Fungi; Ascomycota; Sordariomycetes; Xylariales; Hypoxylaceae
Exons: 2
Coding region: 415-1590 (391 amino acids)
Source: RefSeq, a predicted model, not a curated record
CUGCAAGGCAGGACAACCUUCUAAUAUGUAGGUACUUUGCGCUCGUAUAAACGAAUAGUCUGCGAAGACCGAGUAGCAGCCGGUAAGUAGGAUUGGGAGCCGGGGCUUUCAGCUGUGGAAAUGCGCUGCAGAAUAUGAAAUGGAGAGCGUUAGAUAACCCUGUUUUAUGCUACCACGCCGUGGUUUUGAGUGGUAGGAUGGAAGGUUGCUGCAGGCGGCUUGCAUGUGGAAGGUGGUCAGCUCAUGUGUGCUAAAGCCAUAAAGGAGCAAUCCUACCCCGACGGCCUCAAGGCUCUAUCCUCCUCGCGACCAACACAAUUAUAGGUUAUAACUGGAGCUGGACACCAUGCUCUCGCGUCUGUAGGCACACAUCUUAAUACUUCGGAAUCGCCGAACAAGUGAUUUUACUUUACCAUGGCAUCCCUUGCGCCAUCAAGUACACUAUCGCUGACCCCUAAUCCUACCUUUACACCGUCCCUGCAACCGCCACACAAUGCUGUAUCGAAUCCCGAUCAUCCAGAGACUCUGAUUCCGCUCGCCGACAUAGCAAUAGGGAUAUGCCUUCCUUUAAUCACCAUAUUCUUCGUCCUACGAUGUUAUGUCCGUAUAUUUAUCAAACGCUCCUGGAUCUUUGAAGACUUCCUGGUCACAAUCGCCUGGGCAGGCACCGUGGCCUACUGCGGCAUUAUGAGGGCCACCAUGUCUCAUCACGGUGGCCAGCACGGUUGGGAUAUCACCGUAGAUGAGCUCCACCAAGCCUCCUACUGGUUCAACGUUGCCGCGAUCGAAUACGGAGUAAUGAUAGGCAUGACCAAGCUCGCGGUGCUGUGGCUCUAUCGGCGCGUCUUCUCGCCGAUCCGGUGGAGUAUGUUUGACAUCGCGAUCGUGACUCUAAUUAUCCUGAUUAUCGGCUUCUACGGGAGCACCACCAUCGUUAAAAUCUUCGAGUGCAACCCGCGCGACAAGAUCUGGAACAAGGACUUGCCCGGAAAGUGCGUAGGAAUGAAUUGGAUACUGAAUGUUAGUGGUGGCUUCAACACGGUGACGGAUUACUUGAUCUUGCUGCUCCCCAUUCAAGCGGUGCGAAAACUUCAGGUGGAUAGAAUGAAGCGACUUUUGAUUGUAUUGGCAUUCACCUUUGGUCUAUGUGCCCCUAUCUUUGCCACGAUCGGCUUCGUCGUCCGGUUGAAGAAUAGCAGUAACCCUGAUACAUCGUGGAAACAACCAGAGAUCCUUCUCUGGGGAACGGCAGAACUCGCAUCUAGUAACCUGUGCGUCUGCUUCCCGGAGCUUGCCGUCCUGUUCCGCAAACGCAACCGGAUCCGCUCCACGCCCCGUCGCCCCACUGCUUCGGAACUUAUUCGCUGGAACGAAUCAAACCACGUACAUGUCAAGCCAAUCCAGGACCCGUAUCUGCCGAAGAGUCUCAUGAGCACGAUGUUUAGCACGAAUGGUGAUGGGCCGUACAUGGAACUGCAGGACCAUGGUCACGAUGUUCAAGUCACAGCUGCAAGGGCGGGUUCCCGAGGAGAGAAGCCGGAGGAAGGGGUUGUGGUGCUACGAAAUGAAGUGAAGGUUGAACGUCAGUGAUAAUGUUUCGGUACUUGUAAUUGUUCGUUGGCCAUAUUUCUUGUAAGGGUUGAUGAGUCGGCUUCUUCGU